CCCACACAUUCAAUUCCGGCCAUUGAAUUCGACCAAGACGCAGAAGGCAGUGAACAGAGAUUCGUGAAGGUAUUCAUCAACCCAUUCCGUGAUCCCUCAAAUCAGUCAAAAUGGCCGCCACUCUGCCCAACGUUUCCUCGGACCUGAUCUGGGAGGUCGUCCGCAGCCAGAAUGCGUUCCUGGUCAACCGCAACGACGCCGGCGGUCUCCAGCUCUCCCGCGACCCCCUCAACCUGGUCAACAAGCACUCCCGCAAGUACGCUGGUUUCGUCAACGACAAGGCCAUUGGCGUUGUCCCCAACGAGAAGGGCGGUGUCAAGGUGAUCAGCAAGAACCAGAAGAACGGCAACAAGCCUGCCCAGGGCACCACUGAGGUUACCUACGGCGGUAACAAGUCCGCGCGCAAGACCUACUCCGCUGUUGCCCGUCAGGCUGCCGCCGGCGGCUACCGUGCCGACCUCCGUGAGGCCGCCGUCCAGCGUGUCUCCGCUAUCCGCCGCUCCCAGCGCCCCGUGAAGGCCACCCCCGAGAAGAAGCUCCGCGGCCCCAAGGCCAAGAAGGCUACCGAGACUGAGGCAUAAGCGUGUUAUGCUUUUUAGCGGACGGGAAAGGCUUGGUUUGGGCGUUACGUCGAGCAAAUAGAAUACCUUUUUGAGGGACACAGGCGGAAACAAAUCAAAAGCUUGAGUCAAAGGGCCAAAAAAUAAUGACUGGACUGGUUUCACUGCUCGCAAGGGAGAGACUUGUUUUUUCAUCGUGAAGGCCCACGAGGCGUUGUGUACUCCGAACGCGCAUCCUGCAAUGAUGAAAAGCCUCCACAACAGGAAAGUUCCGGAGCUAUAGAGUGGGUUGACCGUGGUCCAAUAUGGCAAAGUCAGAAGACAGUAGCCGGAGUGUGGCGAGUGUUGUUCGUGAUGGUGCGGCCAUCGGCUGCUACCCGAAGUUGCCCGAGUAGAGCAGGCUGCGAUUCACACUUGAACCUCGGGACCGCGGGCAGGCAUCGGGACGUCGACGGGUGGUUCGGCUCCCGGCCCUGCUGCGUCCCUGGCGAUGACAAAGCCGCGCCUGCUGUUCCACGAGAGAUUGCCGAAAAGGGCUGUGAGACAUUGAAGACGGGAUUCGUCCUGCCUAGCGUUCGCGGAGUAAGUCAUCGCCGACUUAGAUUUGAUGCCCAUAUUACUCCGGCACUGUGAAAUGCUUCCCCCCAUUGCAACAUGGCGGGGUAAGUCUGGCAGCCGGGGUUGCACAGUUGCCUUACUUAACCAAUAGGCAGGGCAGUUACAAUUAUACGUGGUAGAUGGUGCAUAAUGAAUAAUUAUUACCUGAGUGCUUAAUAGCGACCAGCGAGACGUAUCAAUAGUGGGCAGUUGCUCUACUCAAACAUGAUAGGCAUGGUACACAUCUCGGAUUGUCUCAUCGAGGAG
Messenger RNA from Colletotrichum destructivum, 1424 nucleotides. Its product is annotated as Putative large ribosomal subunit protein eL28. The coding region runs from base 111 to 581 and encodes 156 amino acids. The transcript has 5 exons. Gene Ontology annotation, molecular function: structural constituent of ribosome. Gene Ontology annotation, cellular component: cytosolic large ribosomal subunit; ribosome. Gene Ontology annotation, biological process: translation. Lineage: Eukaryota; Fungi; Ascomycota; Sordariomycetes; Glomerellales; Glomerellaceae. The record is from RefSeq and is a predicted model, not a curated record.